Molecule: messenger RNA, 1950 nt
Organism: Molossus molossus (Pallas's mastiff bat)
Lineage: Eukaryota; Metazoa; Chordata; Mammalia; Chiroptera; Molossidae
Gene: GPR63
Product: G protein-coupled receptor 63
Exons: 2
Coding region: 234-1493 (419 amino acids)
Biological process (GO): G protein-coupled receptor signaling pathway
Cellular component (GO): membrane
Molecular function (GO): G protein-coupled receptor activity
Source: RefSeq, a predicted model, not a curated record
AGUGCUAUGUCAGGAAAGUUCCGGGAGGCGCCGGCUGGGGCCAUGCUCCCCGCGCUCUGCGGGCGCCCGCGCGCAGCCCUUUGUACGAGGCAGAAGGACUCCUGCGGAAGAUGGAACUCUGUUUUUCAGAAUGUGUUUCCAAGCCCAUCAGCGAAACAUGACACGGCUGCUCGGUGUUGAGAUGCUUGCAGAACACCUGCUUCUCCGCUGUCGCCUUCCAUCCUAGUGGAACCAUGGUCUUCUCCGCGGUGUUGGCUGCGUCCCACACUGGGGCAACCAACACGGCGUUCGUCGUCUAUGAAAACACGUACGUGAACAUCACGGUCCCGCCACCACUCCAGCAUCCUGGCGUGGGUCCGCUGCUGAGGUACAGUUUUGAGAUCAUGGCUCCCACGGCGAUGAGUUCCCUGACCGUGAAUAGCACAGCUGUGCCCGCAACACCAGCAGUUUAUAAGAGCCUAAACUUGCCUCUCCAAAUCAUCCUUUCUGCUAUCAUGAUAUUUAUUCUGUUUGUGUCUUUUCUCGGGAACUUGGUGGUUUGCCUCAUGGUUUACCAAAAAGCUGCCAUGCGCUCUGCCAUUAACAUCCUCCUCGCCAGCCUGGCGUUUGCAGACAUGUUACUUGCCGUGCUGAACAUGCCCUUUGCCUUGAUAACUAUUUUUACUACCAGAUGGAUUUUUGGGAAGUUCUUCUGUAGGGUAUCUGCUAUGUUUUUCUGGUUGUUUGUAAUUGAAGGAGUAGCCAUCCUGCUCAUCAUUAGCAUUGAUAGGUUCCUUAUUAUAGUCCAGAGGCAGGAUAAGCUAAAUCCGUAUAGGGCUAAGGUUCUGAUUGCAGUUUCUUGGGCGACUUCCUUUUGUAUAGCUUUCCCUUUGGCUGUAGGAAACCCUGACCUGCAGAUACCUUCCCGAGCCCCCCAGUGCGUGUUUGGGUACACAACCAACCCAGGUUACCAGGCUUAUGUGAUUUUGAUUUCUCUUAUUUCUUUCUUCAUACCCUUCCUGGUGAUACUGUAUUCGUUUAUGGGCAUACUCAACACUCUUCGACACAAUGCUUUGAGGAUUCAUAGCUACCCUGAGGGUAUAUGCCUCAGCCAGGCCAGCAAGCUGGGUCUCAUGAGUCUGCAGAGACCCUUCCAGAUGAGCAUUGACAUGGGCUUUAAAACACGUGCCUUCACCACCAUCUUGAUCCUCUUUGCUGUCUUCAUUGUCUGCUGGGCCCCGUUCACCACGUACAGCCUUGUGGCAACGUUCAAUAAGCACUUUUACUAUAAGCACAACUUUUUUGAGAUUAGCACCUGGCUACUUUGGCUCUGCUACCUCAAAUCUGCAUUGAACCCGCUGAUUUACUACUGGAGGAUUAAGAAAUUCCAUGAUGCCUGCCUGGACAUGAUGCCCAAGUCCUUCAAGUUUUUGCCACGGCUCCCUGGUCACACAAGGCGACGGAUACGCCCCAGUGCUGUCUACGUGUGUGGGGAACAUCGGACAGUGGUGUGAAUGUGGGAACUGCCUGACGUUUGGGGGAUGGUUGUUCUUUAUCUAACUCUGAAUAUUCUUUCACAUGGCUUUUCCACUUCCACUUUACUGUUUUCUGUAGGUUUGUGUGUAAGUGUGUGUGUUUGCAGUAUAAAGAAAGAAUGAUGACUGGUUAUAAUUCUGUUACCAAGGAUACACAAUAGGGAAGUGAUCACAGAUGUUACCUCCAGGGUUCAAGAGAAACCCUUGAUUUAGGGCGGGAAGAUGGUUUUUUGUUUCUUUCGUUGAUUUUGUUUGGGAAGUAGGAAUCAGAAUUGUGCUUUAUUGAGCCUACAGUUACACUGAAUGGUAGGUGUUUGGUAUGCUGCUCAGGUGUGAUUAGUUGAGUUUAUACUUUUUCUUCUGGAUGACUCUGCUGCUUUUUGCCAUCGAAUUGGAGCCAAAAACCACAUACAUCUCAGUAGAUAAAUAUUUACUU